UUUCUAAAAAUUGAUUAUGCAUCGUUGGAAAUUCAUGUAUUGAUAAAUUAAUUGCUGUAGAAAAAAAUUACAGAUUUAUUUAUAUCUAGAAAAAUAUAAGAAUAACAAGAAUAAUAAUGUCCUCUAAACAAAUUGCAAGAAAAUGUAAAUGGUCUCUGGACUUUAAUACCAACAAAUCGUCGGAUUUGCCUGCUCCACCAGCUUACAAUCCCACUGUUUUAAUAAACCAAACUGAAGUAGUUAAGGAUCAACGUUUAAUAUUUAAACGAUCUUGGGAUCUAGCUCUGGGACCCCUGAAGCAGAUACCGAUGAAUGCUUUUAUUAUGUACAUGUCAGGCAAUUCAAUAUCUAUAUUUCCCAUUAUGAUGAUUGGUAUGAUGUUAAUACGACCGAUUAAAGCAAUGUUCUCCACCCAAGUGACUUCAAAAAUGGCAAAUGGUGCUCAAGGUACUGGGCAAAAAUUAAUUUAUUUUCUUGGCAAUCUGUCCAACGUUGCUAUUGCUCUUUAUAAAUGUCAUAGUAUGGGCUUACUGCCGACACACGCAUCAGAUUGGUUAGCAUUUAUAGAGCCUCAAAUCAGAAUUGAAUAUUAUGGCGGUGGAAUCUCAUUUAUUUAGGAAAAAUGUUAAAACAAGGAGAUUUUUAUAGUCAAAUAUUUUAUUGAAAAUUGUA
This is a messenger RNA of Glossina fuscipes, 672 nucleotides long. It is a transcript of the gene EMC4, whose product is annotated as ER membrane protein complex subunit 4. The coding region runs from base 117 to 617 and encodes 166 amino acids. Lineage: Eukaryota; Metazoa; Arthropoda; Insecta; Diptera; Glossinidae. The record is from RefSeq and is a predicted model, not a curated record. Gene Ontology annotation, biological process: protein folding in endoplasmic reticulum. The transcript is spliced from 3 exons. Gene Ontology annotation, cellular component: EMC complex.